Molossus molossus (Pallas's mastiff bat) is the source of this 2108-nucleotide messenger RNA. RefSeq names its product negative elongation factor complex member A (gene NELFA). Gene Ontology annotation, biological process: negative regulation of transcription elongation by RNA polymerase II. The coding region runs from base 84 to 1679 and encodes 531 amino acids. The transcript has 11 exons. Lineage: Eukaryota; Metazoa; Chordata; Mammalia; Chiroptera; Molossidae. Gene Ontology annotation, cellular component: NELF complex. The record is from RefSeq and is a predicted model, not a curated record.
UGUUGGAGGUCCUCGCCUCGGGCGCGCAGGUGUCUUCAUAAGAUGCCGGCGCGGCGGCGGCGCCCGGCUUUUUCCCCCCCAAGAUGGCGUCCAUGCGGGAGAGCGACACGGGCCUGUGGCUGCAUAACAAGCUGGGGGCCACGGACGAGCUGUGGGCGCCGCCCAGCAUCGCAUCCCUGCUCACGGCCGCGGUCAUCGACAAUAUCCGCCUCUGCUUCCACGGCCUCUCGUCGGCCGUGAAGCUCAAGCUGCUGCUCGGGACGCUGCACCUCCCGCGCCGCACGGUGGACGAGAUGAAAGGCGCCUUGACGGAGAUCAUCCAGCUGGCCGCCCUGGACUCGGACCCCUGGGUGCUCAUGGUGGCUGACAUCCUGAAGUCCUUCCCAGACACCGGUUCACUGAACCUCGAUCUUGAGGAGCAGAACCCCAACGUGCAAGACAUUUUAGGAGAACUUCGAGAAAAGGCGACCGAGUGCGAGGCGUCCGCCAUGCUGCCGCUGGAGUGCCGGUACUUGAAUAAAAGCGCCCUGACGACCCUCGCGGGUCCCCUCACCCCUCCCGUGAAACACUUCCAGCUGAAGAGGAAGCCAAAGAGCGCCACGCUGAGGGCCGAGCUGCUGCAGAAAUCCACCGAGACGGCCCAGCAGCUGAAGAGGAGCGCAGGGGUGCCCUUCCACGCCAAGGGCCGGGGGCUGCUCCGCAAGAUGGACACCACAACUCCCCUCAAAGGCAUCCCGAAGCAGGCGCCCUUCCGGAGCCCCACCACCCCCAGCGUCUUCAGCCCUGCUGGGAACCGGACCCCCAUCCCGCCUUCAAGGACGCCUCUGCGGAAGGAGAGAGGAGUGAAGCUGCUCGACAUUUCUGAGCUGGAUACGGUUGGCGCUGGCCGGGAGGCCAAGAGAAGAAGGAAGACAGUGGACACGGAAGUGGUGGAGAAGCCGGCCCGGGAGGAGACCGUUGUGGAGAACACCACCCCCGACUACGCGGCAGGCCUGGUGUCCACACAGAAACUUGGGUCUCUGAACAGCGAGCCUGCACUGCCCUCCACGAGUUACCUGCCUGCCACACCCAGCGUGGUCCCGGCCUCCUCCUACAUCCCCAGCUCUGAGACCCCACCAGCCUCGUCUUCCCGGGAAGCCAGCCUGCAGGCCAGCCGGCCACCCGAGGAGCCCAGCACCCCGAGCCCCGCCCUGCCACCGUUCAAGCAGAGGGCGCCCAUGUACAACAGCGGCCUGAGCCCAGCCACGCCCACGCCCGCAGCGCCCGCCUCACCCCUGACGCCCACCACACCCCCGGCUGUCACACCCGCUACCCAGGCACCUCCAGUGGCCAUGGUGGCCCCACAGACCCAGCCACCUGCCCAGCAGCAGCCCAAGAAGAAUCUGUCCCUCACGAGGGAGCAGAUGUUCGCCGCGCAGGAAAUGUUCAAGACCGCCAACAAAGUGACGCGGCCCGAGAAGGCCCUCAUUCUGGGCUUCAUGGCUGGCUCCCGAGAGAACCCCUGCCCGGAGCAGGGCGCGGUGGUGCAGAUCAAGCUCAGCGAGCACACGGAGGACCUGCCCAAGGCCGACGGCCAGGGCAGCACCGCCAUGCUGGUGGACACAGUCUUCGAGAUGAACUACACCACGGGCCAGUGGACGCGCUUCAAGAAGUACAAGCCCAUGGCCAACGUGUCCUAGGGCCGCCCGCCUGCAGAUGCGCUUCUCUGGGGUGUUUGGACUUGUUUUUUAAAUUUUAAUAUGGCUUACUUUUUGUGUGAUCUAAGACACUUUUUUGGAUUCAAUAUUACAUUUUUGAAUGUUAAAGUUACAACUUCCUAAUCUUAGUGACAGCCCUGCCUGUUAGAUUUUCACCUUUUUUUUUCUUAAAUUCCACUGACCAUGAGGUUGAGAGGACCAAAGGUGGCACCGGGAACAGGGGCAGGCCCCAGGGCCUGUGUCCAUGGGAAAACUACCCGAGCCAUUCAAGGUUAGCUUCUCUACGGGACGCCCCGGGCUGUGUCGGGCCAGUGUCCUCUCUGUGGUGGGGGCCAUCGACGGCUCUUGGGUGAAGGUGGGACGUGUCUGCAGCCCCUCCCCUCCUGACCACAUCACCUUUAAUGGGGGUUU